This is a messenger RNA of Ilex paraguariensis (yerba mate), 1263 nucleotides long. The record is from the annotation of a GenBank genome assembly. Lineage: Eukaryota; Viridiplantae; Streptophyta; Magnoliopsida; Aquifoliales; Aquifoliaceae.
AUGAUUGAGGUUUUUUGUCAAUGGUCAGUCAAAGUGAAGAAAAGGGGAGAUGAUACCAAGUAUGUGGCUAAGGUUUUAGCCAGAGGUGUGGAAUGUGACAUAGCUUUACUUUCAGUGGAAAGCAAGGAAUUCUGGAAAGGAGCUGAACCACUUCAUCUUGGAUGCCUGCCACGUUUGCAGGAUGCGGUGACUGUUGUAGGAUAUCCACUUGGAGGAGACACCAUUUCAGUGACUAAAGGGGUGGUAUCCCGCAUAGAGGUCACAUCAUAUGCUCAUGGAUUAUCUGAGUUACUGGGUAUUCAAAUCGAUGCAGCAAUAAAUCCUGGUAAUAGCGGUGGUCCUGCAUUCAAUGACCAGGGAGAGUGCAUCGGUGUGGCAUUUCAGGUUUACAGAUCUGAAGAGGUUGAAAAUAUCGGAUAUGUGAUUCCAACUACUGUUGUGUCUCAUUUUCUUGAUGACUACGAGAGGAACGGAAAGUACACUGGUUUCCCUUGCCUUGGGGUGUUGCUGCAGAAAUUGGAGAACCCAGCCCUCCGCGCCUGCUUAAAAGUGCCAUCUAGUGAGGGUGUUCUUGUUCGGAGAGUUGAGCCCACAUCUGAUGCCAGAAAUGUCUUGAAGGAGGGGGACGUGAUUGUAAGCUUUGAUGGAGUUCAUGUGGGGUGUGAAGGGACUGUCCCAUUCAGAUCGACUGAACGUAUUGCAUUUCGCUACCUCAUAAGUCAAAAAUUUGCAGGUGAUGUUACAGAGCUUGGUAUCAUUAGAGCAGGGGAUUUCAUGAAAGUUCAAGCGAUAUUAAAUCCACGGGUACAUUUGGUCCCAUAUCAUAUUGAAGGAGGGCAGCCUUCUUAUUUGAUAGUCGCUGGAUUGGUAUUUACGCCUCUGUCAGAACCACUAAUAGAUGAGGAGUGCGAAGAUAGCAUAGGGUUAAAACUAUUGGCGAAGGCACGCUACUCUUUGGCAAGGUUUGAAGGAGAACAGAUUGUGAUCCUAUCACAGUUGAUUGAUAUUUGCCCAGCAUGCAAGGACAAGUAUCUAGUUUUUGAAUUUGAAGACAAUUAUGUGGCUGUUUUGGAAAGGGAGGUGGCUUUGGCUGCAUCCACUCGCAUUCUCAAAGACUAUGGGAUUCCAUCUGAAAGAUCUUCUGAUCUUUCGGAGCCAUACGUGGAUUCUGUAGGAGAGAAUCAAACAAUUAUUCUCCCGGAUUUAGGGGACAGUCCAGUUUCAAAUUCUGAAUUGGGCUUUGAUGGGCUUCUUUGGGCAUAG